This is a messenger RNA of Chilo suppressalis (striped riceborer), 2378 nucleotides long. The record is from the annotation of a GenBank genome assembly. Lineage: Eukaryota; Metazoa; Arthropoda; Insecta; Lepidoptera; Crambidae.
UGCGGGUACACCGCUCUUCUCUGCGUGGCAGAUCGAUAGCAGGGGUCCUGUGGCGCGACCCGCCCGUUGAGUUCGCUCGCUGGCGUUUACUCCGACAUUACGCCGCGAAGCACUGCGCCGUACGCCCGCCCUUUCCGCGAUUUAUCUGCCGCCUCCGACGUCGACCCCAACGCGCGCGACCGUGUCCCAUACCAUGGAGAACAAAUAUUGGUGGUGGAUGGCGGCGGGGCUGGUACUGGUGUGUGCCGCUGCAGCCCGCGCCGACGGCGAGGUCUGGGAGGAGGGCGACCACGAAGUGCUCAUACGCAACGAGCGAGGCGCCAAGAACAAAGCUGCCUGUCGCUACGUCCGCAGCGCUUGGUCGGAGUGCGACUCUAAGACCAACAUCAAGUCGCGCGUGCUGACCCUGAAGAACGGCGACCCGUCCUCCUGCGAACGCACCAAGACCAUACAGAAGAAGUGCAAGAAGCCUUGUCGCUAUGAGAAGUCGUCGUGGAGCGAGUGCAAUUCCAAUGGCGAGAUGUCCAGGACCGACAUGCUGAAGAGCAACAGCGACCCCAGCUGCGAUCAGAGUCGGCGUGUCACCAAAAAGUGUAACAAGAACAAGCAAGUCAAGUCUGCUAAAGACAAGGGUCGCCGAAAUCGUCAGUAAAUUAUUAUAACAAAUUCAGACUAGGUUAAAAUUUUCUUUGUAAUAAAAUUUGAUGGUUGGUUCUAAUUUAUGUAAUAGUGCCAAAAUAGUGUCGUUACUUCAAAAUAUAAUAUUAUUUAAAUGUUUUUUAUAACACCCACACUUUAUUUAAAUAUAUAUAUACUUAAGCCUUAAAUAAGCAGUAAUAUAACAGUACAAUGGUGUCGAUUCUGGCACAAUUCUCUAAACUUAAACUAAAUUUAAAAUCAGUCUAUCCAUUCUGUAUAGAGAAUAACAAGGAUACACUGAUGUCAAAUUUAAGUUUAGGUUUAGAGAAUCAUGCCGGGAUCGACACCAGUUUCUCUUAAAUUGUAUUAAAUUAAUAUCAGAGUUCAGUAGGUACAUAUUAAUUUUAUUAUGUCCAAUAAGUCAAAUCUUUGAUAUUAAAAUAAUUAAGUACUUAAGUAAGAUGUGUUUUAUUUAAAAUUAUUAAAAAAAAAAAUUGUUAACACGCGUGCGCACUGUAAAUGUUUUCCUCCGUCGUUUAAUCAACCAGUAAGUACUUGGAUCAUGCACUAUAAGUAUCGAAAUCUGUCGUCUAAGACUUGGUACUAUCAGUCAUCUUGAUUUCUGACGCCAUCAUAAGCUUAUUUUCUUACAACUAAUGCAAAAUAUUAAGGUACAUUUUUGCUUAAAUGUAUGUGGGUAAUUCUAAUUCUCCCUGGAAAUAAAUGUGUACUUUUUAUAAUAUUUUUGAUGUGAUAUAUUUUGUUCCCUGUGACAUAUUGCUGACGUUUUACCAAAGUUUUUCUUGUAAAGAAAUCAAUACUUAUUUUGAUAUUGAAAGAGCGAUCACUUUUUUUCUAAUAUGAUCUACUGUCAAAGGUCUCUGAAUCACAUAAAUACAGUUUCCUUGUUAUUGGAAGGCCAUAAGUGCAAUUACGCAUUUUCUAGAGAAGAAAACUUAUCUGUGUUGACCUUAAAUUAAAACGAUUAAAACAAAAAGGGAAGAUCCGGUAUGCUAGUUUACAUCAAAUAAAAUAUGAUCUGACUCAACUACUUAAGCAACUUUCACACACACACAUCUGUAAAUAAACAUUCAAUCAAGCGAGCGAGACAGAACCAUGCUUCAACGCAACGCGAGCGAAACGACGGCCGCACGGCUGAGCUCAUUGUUGCCCUUUUCCUGAUAACAUAAUGGCGAUUACGUAAAUAACAUUCACGAUAAACCGUGAUUUUUGAGAAAAAUAUGAUUUUACAGUUUUUCGAAUUGUUAUUUGAUUUUGAACUAUUUGUGUUCAUUGUAAAAGCAUUGUUUUUAUCUUUAUAAUACAGAAUUUUACGCAAUAUUAUUAAAUUUAGUGCACAUGUAGCGUGUUUGAAUGUCCAAUUGUGACUUAAGCGAAUUGUGGUCAUGCACCACAAUUUAAGCAGAUACUGGUGUCAAUUCUGGCAUGAUUAUCUAAACUUAAAACUAAAUUUGGCACCAGUUUCUCCAUUUCAUUCAGCAUAGAGAAUGACAAGGAUACACUGAGACCGAUUCUGGGUUACAUUCUCUAAACCUAAACUUAAAAUUAGAGAGCUACCUAAUUUUAGUUUAGGUUUAGAGAUUUGGUAUUCUGAAAUUGCAAACUGACUAAAUUAAGAACACAGUUGACAGCUGUAAACGAGCAUCUAAAUUGAACUCACAGAUUAUGUAAAAGCAUACCGGUAAUUAUCGGUUUACUCAAAUUAGCAAUAAAUACUU